Molecule: messenger RNA, 539 nt
Organism: Lolium rigidum
Lineage: Eukaryota; Viridiplantae; Streptophyta; Magnoliopsida; Poales; Poaceae
Product: protein C2-DOMAIN ABA-RELATED 3-like
Exons: 3
Coding region: 28-519 (163 amino acids)
Source: RefSeq, a predicted model, not a curated record
CAUCAUCAAACAGCAGCCGGUCCGAUCAUGGAUGGGUUGGUAGGCAUCUUGAAGGUGCGUGUGGUGCGUGGGAUCAACCUCGCAUACCGCGACGCAAGAGGCAGUGAUCCAUAUGUUGUCCUUCGCCUCGGCAAGCAGAAAGUGAAGACAAGUGUGAAGAAGAGAUCCGUGAACCCUAUCUGGCAUGAAGACCUAUCCCUGUCGAUCACAAAUCCUAAUGCACCAAUCAAGCUUGCGGUGUUCGACAAGGACACCUUCAGCAAAGACGACCCGAUGGGAGACGCGGAGAUCGAGGUAGAGCCCUUGGUGGAGUUCCUGCACAUGGCCACCGAGGACAUGCGGAACGGCACCGUGAUGCGCUCGAUUCGGCCGAGCAGCCGGAACUGCCUCGCGGAGGAGAGCAAGGUGUGCUGGAAGAACGGGAGGUUCGUCCAGGACGUGAUCCUGCGCCUGAAGAACGUCGAGAGCGGCGAGAUACAGCUGCAGCUGCAGUGGGUGAGUAUGCCCGGCAGGAAGUGAUCCACGGCCGAUGGAUCGAU